GCAUCGCUCCUAUUUGAGGGGAGCUACUGAACAACACGGAGUCUGAUUGGCCGGGAGAUGCUGUCUGUCCAAUGGGAGCGCCUUUUGUUACCUUCACCCGAUAAUGGAAAAUGUGAAAUAGGGGACAUUUUGGUGCUGGAAGGAAGGGUGUGAAAAUACUACAAAUUACCCGGAAUAUAAGCACUUUUUUGGGGGCAGCUUCUGACUAACAUCCCGUGCAAUGGCUCCACGGUUCACCGUAUAAACAUCCAUAAAGUAUGGACGGGUGGAGCCCAAUCGUGGCCUCGGAUAAUGAGCGCUCCAGCUCCGAGGGGGAGUACAUGCUGGAGCCCGGACCCGGAGAUGGCACCCAGGAGGCGGGGGUCGGAGAGAGCAUGGACCCCGGUGGAGGAACCGGUGCUGCUGCUGCUGCUGCUGCUGCUGUGGGGUUCGGGAUGAGUGGGACCGGGGAGGGGAAGCUGGUGCUGGGUCGGGUCGGACAGAGGGACGAAAAGGAGCUGAGGUUCCUGCACCUGCUGUGGGAGCCGGGCAGAGCCGAGCUCGGGCCCGGGGCAGUGAGCAGCAGGGCGGGGAAGGUGAGCUGCAGGCGGCACCACAGGCUGGGCCGCAGCCUCGGUCCCCUGGGGAAAGAUAUCUAUGCUGUGAAACGACUGAGGGAAGCAGCAAACAGCAACGACAUCGACACAGUGCGAAAGCUCCUGCAGGAGGACAUCGACCCCUGUGCAGCCGACGACAAAGGAAGGACGGCCCUCCAUUUCUCGUCCUGCAACGGCAACGAGAGCAUCGUGCAACUGUUGCUGAGCCACGGCGCUGACCCCAACCAGCGAGACAGUCUGGGGAACACCCCCCUCCACCUGGCGGCCUGUACCAACCACGUGCCUGUGAUCACCACGCUGCUGAGAGGAGGAGCCCGCGUGGACGCGCUGGACCGAGCCGGUCGGACCCCUCUUCACCUGGCUCGCUCCAAACUGAAUAUCCUGCAGGACGGAGACUCACGCAGCAUAGAGACCCUGAGGGGGGAGGUCACUCAGAUCAUCCAGAUGCUGAGGGAGUACCUGAACCUGAUGGGUCAGAGUGAAGCUAAAGAGAGGCUGGAGCACAUUUCCACUCAGCUGCAGCACACACGCACCAAAGAGCAGGUGGACGAGGUGACCGAUUUAUUGGCCAGCUUCACAUCACUCAGUCUACAGAAACAGAAUCUGGGGGAUAGGUAGAAGAUAAAGUAUAAAGAGAGUUAACGUCCUGCUGCUGUUCAACAACGCUUCUGCUCCACGAGCCUUAACCAGAUACACACGCACACACGCACACACACACACACGCACACGCUUAAUAAUGCCGGGUGUUUCUGUAAAUACUGGCUAACAUAAACACUCUUAUCUUGGUUCAAAUAAAACCAAAACUCAAAUGUUAAAGCCCAGUUGUGCAGUGUGGUAUCCAUUAAAGGGAUGGACAGAAAAGAGUUUCAUGUGUUGGUUUUUUAAAUAAAAAGGACAAAAGAAAUGCCUCUGGGAGAAAUGCAUUACAAGGAACAGCUAGUGGAACAGAUGCCUACCCAGAAUGCAGCAGGAUCUCAACUCUCGAUUGUGUGUGUGUGUGUGUGUGUGUGUGUGUGUGUGAGGGAAAGUGUGUGUGUGUGUGUGUGUGUGUGUGAGAAUCACGGCUGUGUCCUUGUGUUCUCUUUCUGCCUGCAGAAUAAUUCUGAGUCAUGUUUCUCACAAAGUGUUUGAACAGUUCUCUCUGGUCUUUGUUUUAAACGGCGUCUCUGUUGCCUUCUCUCGCUCGUGCUGCAUGUUUGUGAAGUGUAGUGUAAAGAAAUGACUUGAUAUUUGUUGGAAAAUUGAUUUAUGUGAUUCAAUAAAUCAAUUUGUUUGGCUAUA
Molecule: messenger RNA, 1877 nt
Organism: Eleginops maclovinus (Patagonian blennie)
Lineage: Eukaryota; Metazoa; Chordata; Actinopteri; Perciformes; Eleginopidae
Gene: ankrd54
Product: ankyrin repeat domain 54
Exons: 9
Coding region: 258-1214 (318 amino acids)
Molecular function (GO): protein binding
Source: RefSeq, a predicted model, not a curated record